CUAGUUAUUUGUGGGGAGGGCGCUGUAGCCAUUUCGCCACAUGAAAGCCCGAUGAGCUGAACGACCAACAUCCGACUUGUUCGCGGAGAAGAGAAAUCGGCUUUUCAGCAAGGACGUACACGAACUCGCGCGCAAAAAGACGCACGGCGCGCAAAAGACGCACGGCGCGCAGACACGUACACUUCCUCCUCCUCCUCCGCGUUGGAAAAAAAAAGGAGAGAGAGAGAGAGAGAGAGAGAGAGAGGGCACACGCAAACGCAAACUUCUAAGUCUCCCAUGUGGAAAGCGGAGGUUUGAGGAUAAGGUACUCCGUUCCUUCCCCCCCUCUCUCCCUCUCUUUCUCUCCCUCUCUCGGUGUUUUUUUUUUUUGCUGCACCGGAUAGUUGUGAUUCUAUGAGAGUCUCUCUCAGCGAGAAGAGAAGUUUGGUUGUUUGCCUGGUCGGCUGAGGAGGAGGUGGUGGAGGAGAAGAAGAAGAGUCGGGUUAGAAGUGGGGGAAGAUGGUCCGCAACGGCGCUUGGAGAAGAAGCUUGCUGUGCGUCCUGGCGCUCAGUCUCGGCUUCGCCCUCCCGCCGUGCAAAGCUCGGAUUUACACCAACCACUGGGCAGUCAGGAUAGGCGGUGGAACCGAGGUGGCCGAGCGGAUAGCGGAUAAAUAUGGCUAUAGGAACAUGGGACAGAUUGGGGAUCUCAAAGACCACUAUCACUUCUUCCAUAGCCGGACCAUCAAGAGGUCGACUUUGUCGAGUCGUGGUCGCCAUAGUUUCAUCUCCAUGGAGCCAAAG
Molecule: messenger RNA, 783 nt
Organism: Labrus bergylta (ballan wrasse)
Lineage: Eukaryota; Metazoa; Chordata; Actinopteri; Labriformes; Labridae
Source: RefSeq, a predicted model, not a curated record